This is a messenger RNA of Fusarium sp. VM40, 159 nucleotides long. Lineage: Eukaryota; Fungi; Ascomycota; Sordariomycetes; Hypocreales; Nectriaceae. The record is from the annotation of a GenBank genome assembly.
AUGGGUAUCUGUGGACUUUUUUCUCUUUGGAAGAGCCGAUGGAAGGAAAUAACGGGUCUUGGAAUAGCAACUCUGACCGUGCCAAGCACCGAGCAUCGAAAGGUUCGGCCCUUUGAAGAUGCCCCAUCAAUCGUCACCGAACGGCAUCAUUUCUUCUAG